Molecule: messenger RNA, 1422 nt
Organism: Ruditapes philippinarum (Manila clam)
Lineage: Eukaryota; Metazoa; Mollusca; Bivalvia; Venerida; Veneridae
Product: repressor of RNA polymerase III transcription MAF1 homolog
Exons: 7
Coding region: 509-1237 (242 amino acids)
Biological process (GO): negative regulation of transcription by RNA polymerase III
Cellular component (GO): nucleus
Molecular function (GO): RNA polymerase III core binding
Source: RefSeq, a predicted model, not a curated record
AAAAAACUUGACCCAAUUAUUGUGAGAGGUCAUUAUUGUUUACUGCGGUUUAGUAAGGACAAGAGAAAACUCAAAAUAUUAAGCAGAACUCGUUUAUUUCUGCACCAGGUUAUAAACAAUCAUCUGGUAUAUGUAACACCUUCAAGACUGAUUAUCUAUUUCACAAUUAUUUGUGAUAAAUUUGCGUGAAUUCCUUUGAUUUUAUUGUCUAAAUUUACAGCUGAUUUUCAAUGGAGCCCAUCGAUGUCAACUUUGAAAUUGAAGUGAUCAACAUGAUAAAUGACACUGAUAUAAACUCUAUUGUUGCCAUACCGUCCUUACAGAACUCUUGUCGAAGAAAAAGUCCUUAUCCGUGUUCUAGUAUAUACUCUUUUAGACAUUUUUUACAAAGUAACCAGUAAAUAAUUCAAUUUCCUCAUAUUGAAAUUAUUUUAAUUUAAGUAACAUCACUGUCAUCAAAAAUAAGUUUUAACUGAGAAAAAUUGUGUGAAAUAGCAUCAUCGGGAAAAUGAAGUUUUUAGAGAAUUCAAAAUUCGAGGCAAUAAAUGCUGCUAUAACAGCAGAGAUGGAAAACUACAGGAUUGAGGGAAGAAUAGAGAGUUAUUCAUGUAAGAUGGCUGGGAAUGACAAGAAACUGUUUAAGACCCUGGUUCAUGAUUCAGCAGAGUCUCACCAUAAUGAUUUACAAGUACUCUCACCUCCACAAAGCACCGUCUCUCUCAGUCCUAAUAAGACGUAUGGAAGAAGCAUGAGUGAUGGGGAAUCAUACCUAUGUGAUACUAUCUCCACAAAGACACUCUUCUACCUGAUCUCAACAUUAAAUGCUUCCUUUAAUCCAGACUAUGAUUUUAGCAAUGCUAAAAGUGAGGAAUUUAGCAAGGAACCUAGCCCAGAGUGGGUAAUAAAUACAGUGGACAGUCAGCUUCAGUCAGCAGCCAAUGAGAUAUUUUGCCAUAUAAAACAGAAUCUGUGGUCAGCGAUUGAUGAGGAGAUAAUGAUAAGAGAUUGUGACGUGUACAGCUACAAUCCAGACCUUACGUCCGAUCCUUUCGGUGAAGACGGGUGCAUUUGGUCGUUCAACUACUUCUUCUAUAACAAGAAGCUUAAGAGAAUUGUUUUCUUCACUUGCAGGGCUUCAAGUGGCAGCCAAUAUGGAGGUGACUCAGGUAUAGGGCAGGAUUUCUCCAUGGAUGACUCCAGUGAUAUGCUCUUUGAUAAGAGACGUCUACGAUAUUAAGACGUGAUCAAGAGAUGGAGUAACAGACAUACUUAAUGAGGAAUUUCCUGCAUUCCCUUUGUACAUAGUUUACUGUUUAUCAUAUGUUUGUAAAUGUCACAUGUUUGCUUGUUUAAAAACUAUACUCAACGAUACUCGACAUGGAAAACAUCACAUUGAUCUGAGAGAUAUUAUACAAAGAAAAA